This is a messenger RNA of Solanum dulcamara, 925 nucleotides long. RefSeq lists its product as uncharacterized. The coding region runs from base 1 to 843 and encodes 280 amino acids. The transcript has 6 exons. The record is from RefSeq and is a predicted model, not a curated record. NCBI's taxonomy places the organism in Eukaryota, Viridiplantae, Streptophyta, Magnoliopsida, Solanales, Solanaceae. Gene Ontology annotation, cellular component: COPII-coated ER to Golgi transport vesicle; endoplasmic reticulum membrane; endoplasmic reticulum-Golgi intermediate compartment. Gene Ontology annotation, biological process: endoplasmic reticulum to Golgi vesicle-mediated transport.
AUGGACCCCUUGGUCCUUCGGGAAUUUGGGGAUUUUGUUGGUUUCUAUUCUUUUUGGCAAGACAUAUUCAUUACUGCCUACAUUUCAAUUAUCUCCGUCUUUCCAGAAAGAUAUUUGGAAAACCCAAGUGCACAAUUACGUGAAGUUUUGCCUUUUGCCAACCAGGCACACCCAUUUAAACUUAUACUGUACUAUUUCAGUAAGAUAAGUAGGUACUUUUCUGAUCCCCAGUACUACUUCCAAGUGAAUGACCAGUACGUGAGAAACAAACUGACAAUAGUCCUUUUCCCUUUCCUACACAGAGGUCAUUGGACAAGAAUCACAGAGCCUGUUGGUGGCAGGCUAUCCUAUAAGCCCCCAAUCUAUGACAUAAAUGCUCCAGAUUUAUACAUUCCGUUUAUGGCCUUUGGUACCUAUGUUGUUCUUGCUAGCUUAUCAUUGGGUCUGCAGGGAAGAUUUAGCCCAGAAGCUCUCAGUUGGCUGUUUAUCAAGGGAUUGGUUGGCUGGUUUUUACAAGUUUCGUUGUCGAAGGUGACUUUGUUCUCAUUGGGUAGUGGAGAGGCUCUUCUCCUUGACAUUGUUUCAUAUGCAGGAUAUGCUUUUGCAGGAUUGUCCAUAGCUCUUUUGGGAACAAUUAUAUGGAACUAUUCUUAUUACUUUUUGAUGCCGUGGACAUGCUUGUACAUGGGAAUAUUCUUGGUGAAGACGAUGAAGAGAGUUCUCUUUGCAGAGGUGAGGACGUACGAUUCAAGUAGCCAUCAUUAUCUCCUAUUGUUUAUUGCCCUAGCUCAAUUUCCUCUUCUCUUUUGGCUUGGAAAGAUUGGACUUAGUUUUUUCUUUUGAAUUACAUCUCCAGUUGUUAAGUGGUCUGGCGGUUUAUGAUUUUUGAGAAGUGAAGCAAUCAAUUUUUCUAUAUUCCUUGUCA